Molecule: messenger RNA, 709 nt
Organism: Aaosphaeria arxii CBS 175.79
Lineage: Eukaryota; Fungi; Ascomycota; Dothideomycetes; Pleosporales
Exons: 2
Coding region: 27-617 (196 amino acids)
Biological process (GO): mitochondrial translation
Molecular function (GO): structural constituent of ribosome
Source: RefSeq, a predicted model, not a curated record
CCUCCACCACCAACCCACCACCCAAAAUGAACUUCUCAUUCCUCCGACCGAGCUUCCGGUCCCUACGCCCAACAACAAACUUCGCCUCCCAAAAAGCCAUCCUCCAAAACCCUACCACCACAUCCCUCCUCCAACGCACAACAUCACCCUUCUCCACAACCGCGAAGCUCGAGAAGCGAAACAAAGGAAAAGUCAGGACCGAUGCACGAAUCACUGCAAUCCGCUACCACCUCUCGCACCCUUUAACCCCUCGCCCCCUCCACUUCUCCCGCACGCGAUACCUCCGCCACUGGACGAUCCACCGCGCGUGGCUGCUGUUCCUGCGCAAGCGGCGCUGGGCGGAGGAGCGGGAGCUGGAGCGGCAGUACGAGUCGAUGCGGGCUGCGUGCGAGCACCUGCGGCUGCUGGACGACAAUGGGUUGAGGGUGGCGAGUUCGGAGGGGGGAGGCCAGGGCGCGGAUGCGGGGACGCUGGGGCCGAGGGGGAAGGAGGUCGGCAGGUUGUAUAGGGGUGCGAUGAAUAAGAAGGGGGUUUGGGGGAGCGUGCCGGUGGAGUAUGCGAGGAUUCAGGUGGAUUAUCCGCCGAGGGAUGGGUGGAAUCAUGAGUGGACGAGGUGAAGAGGAGGAAGGGGAGGUUUUGCUGGAGGGGAGAGUUUGUAGUGAUAUGGGUGCUGUAGAAUAAGUGUAAAUAUCCAAAUACCAUUUGCCAA